UUGAUUUCAGUUGUUUCAACCUGCCGCACAAAUGUUAACGUGGCGCUGGUUUUCACUGAAUACUUCAAAGACGUUGAAGAGGAGUCAGUGCGGGAUAACUUUGUUGUUAUUUAUGAACUUCUUGACGAAAUGAUGGACUUUGGAUUUCCACAAACCACUGAAAGCAGAAUCCUGCAAGAAUUCAUAACCCAAGAAGGUCACAAGCUCGAAGCUGCGCCGCGACCUCCAAUGGCCGUUACUAAUGCUGUUUCGUGGAGGUCGGAGGGCAUCAAAUAUCGAAAGAAUGAAGUUUUCCUGGAUGUGAUCGAAAGCGUCAACAUGCUCGCUAACGCCAAUGGAACAGUUUUGCAAAGCGAGAUAGUUGGUUGUGUCAAAAUGCGAGUAUAUUUGACGGGUAUGCCUGAACUACGACUUGGUCUCAAUGACAAAGUGCUGUUCGAGGGGAGUGGACGCGGCAAAAGUAAGUCAGUGGAAUUGGAGGACGUCAAAUUCCAUCAAUGUGUUCGUCUUUCGCGAUUCGACAAUGAUAGAACAAUCUCGUUUAUUCCACCCGAUGGAGCCUUUGAACUUAUGAGUUAUCGUCUCACAACGGUUGUGAAACCUCUCAUUUGGAUUGAGAGCAACAUCGAAAGGCACUCACAUUCGCGUGUUGAAUUCAUGAUUAAGGCCAAGUCACAGUUCAAGCGUCGUUCUACAGCAAACAAUGUGGAAAUCAUCAUUCCUGUACCAUCAGAUGCCGAUUCGCCGAAGUUCAAGACAAGUAUCGGAGCAGUACGUUAUGCGCCAGAGCAAAGCGCAUUUGUUUGGACAAUCAAGAGUUUUCCGGGUGGCAAAGAGUAUUUGUUGAGUGCUCAUUUCAACUUGCCAUCAGUCGUGGGAGAGGAAGUGGAAGGCAAGCCACCAAUCAAAGUGAAAGUACGUUACUUGAAAAUCAUAGAGAAGAGUGGUUAUCAAGCUUUACCAUGGGUUCGAUAUAUAACACAAAAUGGCGAGUAUCAAAUGAGAAUGAAGUAA
This is a messenger RNA of Cooperia oncophora, 1014 nucleotides long. The record is from the annotation of a GenBank genome assembly. Lineage: Eukaryota; Metazoa; Nematoda; Chromadorea; Rhabditida; Trichostrongylidae.